GCGGCAUCAGCGGCCGGAGAUUGCCGACCUCCCCUUGUGCAUAACCACCACCACGAUGAAGGUGAACCAAAAUACCGUUCUGGUAGGCAGAAAAGUCAUUCUUGUUCCUUAUGAUGAAGGCCACGUUGCUAAAUAUCAUGCAUGAAUGGAGAACGACGAACUGCGGUCCCUUACGGCAAGCGAAAGGCUUACGCUGGAGGAAGAGUUCGAUAUGCAACGUAAAUGGCGGGAAGACGACGACAAACUGACAUUCAUCGUUCUGGCUAGACACGAGAGAGACCCCCUUCUUGAUGACGAGGAGAAUUUAAUGCCCUCUGAUCCUCGGAUCUUGUCUCUUCCCAUGGCAGGAGAUGUUAAUAUGUUCUUGAACGGAGCACCUGAGGAAGGAGAUGAAUUCACGGCCGAAGUGGAGAUCAUGAUCGCUGAACCGGACUAUCGACGUGGUGGACUUGCCCUAGAAGCACUCCAAUUGAUGCUUCAGUACGCGACGGCAAACAAAUUCUUACCAGAAGAGCGUUCGGUACCGACGGGUUUUCCGAAGUCUUCACCCCUACCCGUUCCGCCGUCCUCGCUCGUUGCUCGAAUUGGUGACACCAACCUACCCAGUAUAAGACUGUUCGAAAAGCUAGGAUUCAAAAUUAUGAAGCAUAUAAAGGUGUUCAACGAAGUGGAAAUGAAACUUAGAUAUCUUUCGUGAAACCGCUGGACAUAGUAGCUACCUCCGACAUACAUCGCUCCGAUUCUUUUCUUUAGAAAAGACACGCUGUGAGCCGGCGCAGUAAGAUUUGAAGUCCCGUGUACUAUUAGCUGUUUCCCCAGAGAUGAUCCUCUUCCGUCGUCAACAAUAUGCGACAACUUGCUCCGUCUCAGAGGCGCCCAUAAGUCUUUGGCGAGUACCCAGUAUAAGACUCUUUGAAUAGCUAGGAUACAAGAUCAGGACAUGUAUGCCUUUCGCGAAACCUCUGGACAUGGU
Desarmillaria tabescens is the source of this 973-nucleotide messenger RNA. RefSeq names its product N-acetyltransferase 9-like protein. The transcript has 7 exons. Lineage: Eukaryota; Fungi; Basidiomycota; Agaricomycetes; Agaricales; Physalacriaceae. Gene Ontology annotation, molecular function: N-acetyltransferase activity. The record is from RefSeq and is a predicted model, not a curated record. Bases 146 to 697 code for a protein of 183 amino acids.